AUGGAGGCUGGGAGCAGCAACGAUUAUAACAGCCCAGAGUGGCAGCAAGCGGGCGAGAACGCCGACCCACAAGACCUGGCAGGUCCAGGUGCGCAUGGCAGACUGGAGUGCAAAGUCAGCAGCCCUCAGAAGGAAGGCGAAGGCACCCCGAACCCAUAUGUUUCCUACCUGGUCACCACCGAUACCGACUUCAAGUCCUUUGUGGAAUCUCAUAUAACAGUUCGGCGACGCUACACGGACUUUGUCUUUCUGUACCGCACGCUCAGCAAAGAGUAUCCCCAGUGCGCAGUGCCGCCUCUCCCGGACAAGCAUAACAUGUCGUACGUACGAGGCGAUCGCUUUGGACCGGACUUCACGAACCGAAGAGCAUAUUCACUAAACCGAUUUCUGAAGCGACUAACUCUACACCCCGUACUUCGGAGGGCGACGCUUCUGGCGCUCUUCUUAGAAUCGAGCGACUGGAAUGCGACCAUGAAGAGCAGGCCGAACAGAGGCAUGAGCGGGAGUGAAAGUGGAAGUGGUUCAGUGCUCGAAAGCUGGACUGAUAGCUUUCUUAACGCCUUCACGAAGCCGCACAAGACCGAUAAGCGAUUUCAGGACGUCAACGAGCGCGCCUCGAAGCUCGACGAUGAUCUCGGCACUGUUAGCAAGACCGUCGCCCGCGUCGCGAAACGAGAAGGCGAUCUGGAAGCCGACUACGGCGAUCUUGCGACCCAAUUCCAGAAGCUUGCCGCUCUCGAGCCAGGUGUCAACGACGAACUGACCAAGUUCGCAACGUCGGUGCAUUCCACGAGCGAAGGUUGGAAAGACCUGAAAGACUUCACCGACCAGGACUACCUGGGGUCGCUGAAAGAUAUGGAAGCAUAUAUCACAGCGGUCAAGGCACUUCUCAAAACACGCGAACAGAAACAGCUAGACUUCGAAGGUCUGACAGAAUACCUGAACAAGGCCGCCCAAGAACGCGACACACUCGCAUCGCACGGCUCCAUCGGCGCUUCUGGCUUCUUGCGGCAGAAGAUUGAGGAUGUGCGCGGCGUCGACCACGAACAAGCAAGACGAGAACGACAGCGGAAACUCGAAGUCCAGAUCUCAAGACUGACCACCGAAGUGGAGGCAGCCAAGAAGACAACCGAGGCCUUCGACGAAGAAGUGGUAAAAGAAGUAGCAGAUUUUGAAAGGAUUAAAGCGGUCGAGUUCAGGGACACGCUGGGUGGACUGGCAGAGGCCAACAUCAAAUUCUUCCAAAACAAUAUUGCAAUCUGGGAACGUUUUGUUCAAGACAUGGAGAAAGGACAAGCUGCUGCUGCUAAGGCGUCAGGAUAAUGAACGGAGGGAGGAAAGUCUAGUAGGGCAUCAUCAUGUCAUGUUCAUCAUGCAACUUCCACCCCAUGAAAUGCAAAUGCAGUGAAACAGUCACAGCCACUCACGUGCAAAAAAUAGCAAAUCUCACCACCC
This is a messenger RNA of Pseudocercospora fijiensis CIRAD86, 1455 nucleotides long. RefSeq lists its product as uncharacterized. The transcript has a single exon. Gene Ontology annotation, biological process: autophagy; cytoplasm to vacuole targeting by the Cvt pathway. Bases 1 to 1323 code for a protein of 440 amino acids. Gene Ontology annotation, molecular function: phosphatidylinositol binding. The record is from RefSeq and is a predicted model, not a curated record. Gene Ontology annotation, cellular component: phagophore assembly site. NCBI's taxonomy places the organism in Eukaryota, Fungi, Ascomycota, Dothideomycetes, Mycosphaerellales, Mycosphaerellaceae.